Molecule: messenger RNA, 1209 nt
Organism: Emys orbicularis (European pond turtle)
Lineage: Eukaryota; Metazoa; Chordata; Testudines; Emydidae
Gene: MLF1
Product: myeloid leukemia factor 1
Exons: 7
Coding region: 72-908 (278 amino acids)
Biological process (GO): regulation of DNA-templated transcription
Cellular component (GO): cytoplasm; nucleus
Source: RefSeq, a predicted model, not a curated record
CUCCCGCGCUGGGGCUGCAGCUACUGUGCCACAGCCAGUCGGGAGGGAGGCCGAGGAGUGGAAUCGCAGCCAUGUUCGGGGCCGGGGGGCUGAGGGAGUUCUUCGAAGAAGACCCCUUCUUCCGGGAGCCUUUUGCUGCGCAGCAUCAAUACAUGCGUCAAAUGAUGAGAAGCUUUUCUGAUCCUUUUGGACGAGAUCCAUUUCUCAGUAUUACAGAGGGUGGCGAAAGAGCUCGAGAUCAAAGAGGACACCAUGAUUCUCAGGUUGCUUUGAGAGGAAAUCAGAGAAAUUCAGAUUUCAAGGAUCCUUUCUUUGCAAUUGACAGAACUAUAUCAAACAUGAGAAACAGUAUGCUAGAACUGCAAAGAAAUUUUGAUCAUCUCUCACUCAAUCCAGAUGCACACUCAUUCAGUUCUUCUUCUGUGAUGACAUAUUCCAAGAUAGGUGAUGACCCACCAAAAGUUUUUCAAGCUUCAGCUCAGACCCGCACAGCUCCAGGAGGUAUCAAAGAGACUAGAAAAGCACUUAAAGAUUCUGAAAGUGGGCUGGAAAAAAUGGCUAUUGGUCAUCACAUUCAUGAACGUGCCCAUGUAAUUAAAAAAUCAAAGAACAACAAAACUGGUGAUCGAGAACUGAAUCAAGAAUUUAUCAACUUGGAUGAAUCUGAGGCCCACAUAUUUGAUGAGGAAUGGCAGAAGGAGAUUAUGAGGUUUGGAACAUCUGGAGCUAGAUGCAAUUUAGAAGCUCCAAAACACAGAAGUAACCAUCAUAUAAGCAAGGAAGAUGCAUCAAGGAGGGAGAAACCCCACCCAAAACCACUGAUUGCAGGAUCCAGAAGACCUGAAGUUUCUGUGGAGAACCUCAAUGUGAAAGGAUCGCACGUCCCAAUCAAAACCAGCAAAAGAUAAAUGGCUUGUACAAUGGUUUGGAUCUUUUUGGGGGUCUUUUUCAGAGAAGAUAACGGUGCUAGAUCAUAGACCAAUCCCUGGUUUUUAAGUGUUAGUGUGCCUUGCUCGUCUAGUCAUUUGACCACUGAAUGUUCUUGAAGACACCAGCUCUUUGGACUACAUCUGGGUCUGAGCAGUAAAAGAAAAUAUUUACCACUGAAAAGCACUUUAUUGGGUUAUCACUUUUCUGUAUACUGUAAGCUAUAAUAUUUUGCCUUCCAAGGCUUUUUUCCUACAAUUAUGCUAAUCUCUCAAACUUUUC